AUGGAAUCAAAUCCUAAAAAUACCACCAAGGUCCUCCUUAGCUAUGGCGGUAAACUUCUCCCCCGCUGCCCCGACAUCAAACUCCGCUACACCGGCGGCCACACCAGAGUCCUCACGCUCUUUCUCCCCAUUUCUUUCUCAAAAUUGAUGGUGAAGUUUGUAGAAUUAUGUGGUUCAUCAGUUACAUUGAGGUGUCCUUUACCGAACGGGAAUUUAGAGACGUUGAUUUCAAUCACUAGCGACGAAGAUCUGGCAAAUGUAAUCAAAGAAUACGAUCGGGCUUCUUCAUCAUUACAUCAUCCAUUAAAGAUCAGAGCUGUUCUUUCACCUCCCAAAUCCCUGAAGAAAGUAUCUACUCCAUAA
Molecule: messenger RNA, 363 nt
Organism: Lathyrus sativus (Indian pea)
Lineage: Eukaryota; Viridiplantae; Streptophyta; Magnoliopsida; Fabales; Fabaceae
Source: the annotation of a GenBank genome assembly